Messenger RNA from Oryzias melastigma (Indian medaka), 1136 nucleotides. It is a transcript of the gene sst5, whose product is annotated as somatostatin 5. Gene Ontology annotation, cellular component: extracellular region. Lineage: Eukaryota; Metazoa; Chordata; Actinopteri; Beloniformes; Adrianichthyidae. The transcript has 2 exons. Gene Ontology annotation, molecular function: hormone activity. The coding region runs from base 65 to 391 and encodes 108 amino acids. The record is from RefSeq and is a predicted model, not a curated record. Gene Ontology annotation, biological process: regulation of cell migration.
GGAGGAGGUUCAUCGAUUGCUUUAAAAGUCCUCGUCGUCGUCCAGCGAGCAUCAGUUUGUGGAGAUGUUGGGCUCUCAGGUGCAGAUGCUCCUCGCAGCGUUGGCUCUGUCCUUGCUGGCGGCGUGCGUCAGCGGAGCUCCACAGAGGAACUCGCCCUCACAAACCAAACACCUCCAGCUCCUCAAAAGUGAGGAUCCGACCUGCUUGCUGCUGCUGAAGUUGGUGCUGGAGCUGGUGGCCCUGAGAGGAGAGGAGAUGCUGCAGGAGCUGGAGGAAGAGGAGCUGGGAGGACGGAAGAGGCCGGUGAGGAGGAGGCACGUCCGCUUCACUCAAAGGGAGCGCAAGGCGGGCUGUCGAAACUUCUUCUGGAAGACCUUCACCUCCUGCUGACACUCCAGUCCACCCAGAAAACCACUCGGGACGCUUUACUGCAGAAGUGAGACGCUGUAAACAGUAGUAAGGAUGAGUUUUCAAAAUAAAUUUCCAAAGUGAAACGUCUGUUAUUGCAACUUCUAUCCAUCACUAAGAGAUAAGUCUAUUUUUAACGCCUGUGAUACUUUUGUUGAAUAAAGAUUCAGGACAAAAAUACAAAAGAAAACUUAAAUUGUCAAAUCAGAAACAAAAUUUAACCAAACGAACACUUGAUGCAAGCAUAAAAAAACAUAAAAACAUUUGAUUUAAACACUUUGGACAUGACGGCUUAAUUAUGAUUUAAAAUAUAUGCCAAAAUAAACCUGGAGGUGACUGUCAAAGAGCGGGGUUAGAGUUACCGUUAGGCUCCACCUCCCAAUUUUUGAGUCAAUAUUACUCUUAUUUUUGACAAAGAUUAAGAAAUCAUCAAUCUUCUUUCCGGAUUGCAAACAUAACAAAACUUUUAUUUUGAAAUGAAUUUUAAAAAAAUAACAUAUUUCUGAUCCUUUCAUUUGUAAUGCUGUUAACACUGCUCUUCUCAUUUGCCAACCUUCUUCUAUAUAAAUUUCCAUCAGUUUGGUCACAUGUAAAUACAUCAGUCAAUAAACUUUAUUGAUCUCACUGUGGGGAAAUUCGUGUGUCAUAACAACUCUGGGGGAUCAGGCUUCAAGGAAGAAAUUAAAUAAACUUUUGAAAUGUGAAAAAAAUUCAUGAUGGAGAGAAA